GGCUGAAGGUGCGCGGCCUGCGUGAGGCGGAAACGUGUGGCGUCACGGGGAGGGCGGGGACGUGCAGCCAUUCGAUGGGAGUUUUGAAGCUUUUCGUCUAGUGGUGCCGGAACUGGCGCCGCCUCGUCGUCACUAGCUGAUCCCAGCAAUAAGGGCAUGGCGGCGGCGGACGAAGUGUCCGAGUUCCUCAGCCAGAACCGGGAGACCGCCGCCUGGGUGGAGAGCCUGCGGGGGGAGUAUGAGUCUGACAAGCUGUGGCGGCACCGACGGGAGUUCAUCCUGCGGAACAUGAGCGACUUCUGCGGGGCUGGCGAGCUACCCGAGUCUAACCACAAGGGCCUGGACCGGCUGAUCGCCUACUCCAUGGUGUGGUGUAACCAUGUCUUCACCGGCUGCCGUUAUCCACAUCCCGUUAUGGGAAAAGUCCUUAAAAUGUCAGAAACUAUAAAGGUGACUGAUGCGCCAGUCCACACAACACGCGAUGAACUGGUUUCCAAGGUGAAGAAAAGAGGGAUUUCAAGUAGCAAUGAAGGGGUAGAGGAAGAACCUCUCAAGAAGCAAACACCUGCAUAUAAGGAACCGGUGGGCCAGCAUAGCGAUGAGCGGAGUUUAUCACAAGCUCCCUGCAGUGAGGCACAAAGAACAGACUCUGGCUCUUACCAGCCUGCUCCUCAGCAAAGUAAUAACCAUGAAUGUCAUCCGCAGACGGUGAAAGGUCAGUUACAGCCCAGUGUGAAUACUGUGAAAGCUCCUCGCAAACUGACUUCAGAGGACAUUAAGGAACGCCAGUCAUUCUUUAACAGGCUCUACAAGACUGUAGCUUGGAAGUUGGUUUCUGCAGGAGGAUUUGGUCCCAACCUCAACCAUUCAGAACUUCUGGGCAAUUCUAUUGAGUCUUUAAAAUCUACGUUGGACAUUGAUUUUGUGCCUCUAAAGGAACUGGCAGAUUUGCCUCAAACUAAAACCUCUCAGGAAAGCAUAGUGUGCGAGUUAAGGUGCCAGGCUGUCUAUUUGGCCAUGGGUUGUGGAAAGACAAAGGAAAAUGCAAAAGCUGUGGCCUCUAGGGAGGCAAUAAAACUAUUUCUGAAAAAGAAAGUAGUGGUGAGAAUAUGCAAGAGGAAAUACUGCGGCCGGGAAGUUGAAGACUUGGUUCUACUAGAUGAGGACUCGCGCUCUCCAAACUUGCCCCCUGCAUUGAAAAACCCUUUGGAUCUAAUAUAAGAGACUUUUAUGUUUUAAACCCUAGAAAAUUAUAUAGAAGCCUAAUACUUUAUAUAUUAAAAUAUGGAUUUCUUUUUUCAAA
Messenger RNA from Pseudophryne corroboree (corroboree frog), 1303 nucleotides. It is a transcript of the gene CDKN2AIP, whose product is annotated as CDKN2A interacting protein. Gene Ontology annotation, cellular component: nucleolus; nucleoplasm. Bases 157 to 1221 code for a protein of 354 amino acids. Lineage: Eukaryota; Metazoa; Chordata; Amphibia; Anura; Myobatrachidae. The transcript has 3 exons. The record is from RefSeq and is a predicted model, not a curated record.